AGGGAAAUUAUGUGAUAAUUUUUCUGUAAGGAUAUUAGAUGACUUUCUCUUUGGAGAAUUCUUUAGUAAAGUAUUUUGGGAAUUAGACUACGAUUUUUCCAAUAUUUUAUGAUGGUUUGUUGUUAUCGCCUAUGACGGACUCUUUAUUGUAUUAUAAUUUUUAAUGAAUAAAGUUUGUGCAAUUUUUGUAAAUGCUUUGAAUUUUAUACGGUGGCAUAAGUAUUAAUAUCUUGAAGUAUUGUUGAAUUAUUUUCUUUGAUUAAUUCAAUGUUUCAAAGAUCUAUCUCUACUCCCUUGCCACCUUAUAUGUUAUUACACCCAAGUCCUAUGACAUAGUUAUGAGUUUUUUCUCAAUCAUGUAUUUGACUAUGCUUUAUUUUUGGGAUUUGGACCUUAUGUUUUCAUGUGGGGGUAUAAACUUAUGCUAUUUCUUAAUAAGAAAUUUAUGUUAAAGAUCCCAUAUGAAUUUUGGAGGGAGUUUUCAUGUCCAAAUAUUUCAUUCAUUGAGAAUGUGGGUGCAUUGGUAAGGGUUUUGAAUCGGACUUUGUUGUCCAAUGUGGGGGAAGUAAUAAAGAAUUAGUGUUGGACUCAAAGUCUUGACUCGGUUUCUGCUUAGUAAUUGCAUUUAGUUCAUGACUUUGUAGGCGAGUCUUGGAGUAAUUUUUAUUCCGAGUCUGAUUGGUCCUUUAUAUGGAUUAUUUGUCUUUGGCAUAUAUGUGUGUUAGCACUAUGUUUCAAGUGAUUAGAUAUGCACAUUAAUGUUAGAUUUUUCUAGUGUUUAAUGUGAAGCCCGAAAGUGAUUAAUUGUGCUAAAGACGGUUUUUGAUGGUGUUUGCCUUACAAGUUUGUUUUGAUAUCAAUAUGUCUUUAGAGUAUCUACUUUAAAUCAGUGGAAUAUCAUGAGUGAGUGAUUCCGUGGAAGAAGUCAUUGAAUAUGAGUUAGGUUAUGUCUAACUAUGUGUAGGAUUUGACAAUCUUUUUCUUGGGAUUGUAAUGCUUGAUUUAUUUCCUAAGGAUUUUGUUGGAAUGAACUCCAUAAGGCUAAACUUGUUGGAUGAGUCAUUGCUAUUAGAUAAAUUUUUUGAAUUUAUGGAUUAUAUGGGAGCAAUUUGUGUCCAUUUGGUAGUGUUAUGUUUCUUGGGAACUAUGCUUAAUCUAACAUUGUUUAUUAUGUAAGUAGAUUAAGCAGGUAUACUCUUAACUCGAGCAAUGAUCAUUAGAUUGUUUUGAGGAGGUUGCAUAUGUACUUGAAAAGUACACAAGAUUAGAGGUUGCACUAUUGCAAGUUUCCAUGAGUUCUUAGAGUUUGACGAAGAGUUCAAACUCAAGCGGUUAUGUCUGCACCACUAAGUGGUGGAGCUAUGUUUUGGAAAUUGUGCAAAGAAGCCUUGUUUUGCUAUGUUUGUUUUGGAAUAAUCUAAUUUAUUUCUCUUAAAUUGACAGGCCGAUUAUGAGGCAAGAUGGUCAAGAGUAUAUGGCUCUUAUGAGCAAAUGUACUUGCAAAUAUCCCAUUGUAGGAGAAUUUGUUAUGAUUUGCAAGUUGUGGUUACUUUUGAUUGAAACAUGCCUAUAAUAGUUGAUGUCAAAGAUAAUUUUGUCGAAUGGGGUGAUAUCACUACACUACAUAAAGUCUAAAAGAAAUGUUACAGAUCCGUUAACUAAAGGCCUAUGAAAAAAAAACUAGUUUUGAAAACAUCGGAAGAGAUGGGGCUAAAGCCCGUUGUAUGAAUUGUGAAAUAGUGAACUCCUACUCACCAUGAGUUCAAAGGGGAACAUUAUGUAAUAAUUCGGAAGCACAUUUUUAUUUUAUUUGUCCAUCUCUAGAUGUUUGUUUGUGCUUAGCUACAAAUGAGAAGGAGGUUGAGCAUAUGACUCUUAAUGAACCCAUAUCCAUAUUUUUGGAGGUGUGUUGUAGCUCACACUUGAUGGAGUUCACCUACUUAGGUGUGGAAGUGUGGCCGCUUCCUAUGAUUAUUUCGUGGGCUUAUACUCUAGAGCACCUAUGAGCAUCCAGGCUGGACAUAUGGCCAGUAUAAUGUGUCACUUUUAUUCGCGGAAUUUUAGAAUAUUAUACAUGUUCAAUUGUGUGGUCAAAGUGACGGGUCCCUAACUCUCUAUUAAGUUCAAGACGAAGGUCACUUGGUAGGUGAGGGUUCAUAGCUUGAUGUCCACUAUGUGUUAAUUCAAGUCGCGAGACAUUGACACUUAUGCAAUUGUUUUGUUUUGCCCAAAACCAAUUUUCUUUCUUUCUUUUCACAUCUUCGAACCUGUGGGGGAUUGUUGGAAGUUCUUGAUGUUAAACAAGGAAAGUCACAUAAUUAAUUGUGUGUGGCUGUUGAGAUUGCUCUUAAUAGCCAGUAAUUAUGCUCCCUUGAAUUACCCAUUUAUUAGUUCUUUUAAUGGCUAGUUAAUGUUGAUUAAGUAUGGCAUUUAUGCCUUUAAUGACUGAUGGUUUUACCCUUAUUCCUAUGCUUUAUAAGCUAUGCUCCAACCUCUUAAAACACAUAUAUAUAUAUAUAUAUUCAUGUUUCCUUGCUUCCAUAAGACACACAAAAAUCGACUAUCUUUUACCCUCUUUAAAUUUAUCCCUUCGGUUUUUGGGCAAGUAUUCCGGUUCCAGUCGGGUUUGUGAGUGCACACAAAUUUCGGCGCCGUGCUUAUCCUGGAGUGCGCCCGCUUGAUGUUUACUGCACCGGGGUAACGCGGAAUCGUCUUUUAGGUCAGUGGUUUACCACGACGCAACAAUUGUCAAUUGGUCUACACAACAUUGAUAUAAGUUUUUCCGUUUAAUUUGCUUAUAUACUAACAACUCGUGUUUUGGCGUGUGUCAGUCGUGCCAGUCACACAGAAAAAGCGUUGUAUAUAUUGAAUAGUGGACAGAGUUUAAUCAUUUUUAAAAUGAGGUGGCCAGUGACUCAAGUAGAAAUGAGAAAAAAAAAAAAUUUAAGGUAGGGAUUGAAUAUCUUUAAAGUAGAUAUCAUUAUUUUAAGAGGUUAAAAAUGCAUGAUUAAGACAUGGACUAUGUAAGUAAAUUAAUUAUUAUUCAUUAAAUUGUUUUAUCUUAAAAUUUUGUGAAGUGAAUAUGUUAGUAUAUUUUUUCAUGUGGGGGUUCAAAAACUAAAGCAAGGCGGGCAUUUUCAUUUAUGGGCAUCUGAUUUAUAUUCUUCUAAAUAUUCAUCUUCUUUCAAAAUUCAACUCCGCCAAUUCUCGAAAGCAUAGAUUCAGAAAGAUAAGAUAAUUUAAUUUUAACGAAAAGAAAUGAUCUAGCUCUAUUCAUCAAGAGAGCAGGAAGAAUCAGAAGAAGCAGCAAAAAUGGUGCUUCUCAAGGGAAAAACUGUUAUUCGGCAAAUCAAGACUACAGAGAAUUGGGGAACUACUAAGAAUGUUGGUAUGAGUAAAUUUAAGGUUUAUUCGGAUAGACAGACGGUUAAUGGCCGUAGUAGCGACGAUGCCGAUGCUAAGCUUCCGAGAACAUCUCUUGUGUCAAAAAAGAAGGCGACUGCACCGCCUAGUACCAUUGGGACUAAGACAAAGAUCCAAGUCAGUGGUGCUGAGUUAACUAGAAGCUGCCAUGGUGCUCUUGACAAGACAAAGGUUGGAAGAAAAGCAUUGGCUGAUGUCAGCAAUAUACGGAGGCAAUCAUCUAGAUUUGAGAAACUAAGUGGUUCGAGGAAUUCAGUGGCUUUUGGCACUCUUACUAAUACUUCUUCGUCUAGUCGAUCUCAAGCGGGAAAUCUUAAGGGAAACUUAACUCGAGGUGUUUCCGUCUCAAACACUGCUGUAAAAGUGGCUACAGCUACCACCAAAGCUCAAAGGGCAUCUUCAAAUUUCCACAGGGUCAAAGUGAAUGAAACUAUGGAAAACAUAACCAGGAAGAUUUCUAAGAAUAGUAAUACAAUUACAAGGAAGUCUUUUCCAGUGAUGAAGAAGGCUAGUCAGCUGGAUUCUAGUGACAUAAAGGUAGACAAAACGAGUGAGGAGAAGUCUACAAAAAAAAUUGGUUUCCCAAUAAAAGCUAAGGUUGGUGGAAAAUUAGCUCCCCAAAUGAGCAAUCUCAGUGGCAAAGUUUCAAAGGAAAAAGUGAAUGACAACUUCCCAACAAAGUCACUGAGAAUUCAAACUAACAAGGAUGCUUUUGGAGGGGUAAAAAUACCAGUCAAGCCAAUUGCAAGAAACCGAUUACAGAUUUCCAAUGACCAAAAGAGAUCUAAAUCCAAGAGCAUCUGUAAUUUGGAUAAAUCAUUUGGUACAACACCUGCCAGAAAAGUGAAGGUUGACAAUUCUGUUGCCAAAACUUUGAAGAGUACAGGUUCUCUUGAAGAAGUUGCUGGAAGAGGAAUUCCAGCAAAAAACAGUGACAACUUGCAAUCACAGUCAUCAGAGACUACUGUCAGCAAAAACACGGGGCGCAGAAAAUCAUACACAUAUUCGCUUAUAUCAAGAUCAAAGCUUCUAAAAUCGAGCAGUGAAGUCAGGGAACAUGAACUGUUGCCGAAUAUUGAUGAUGAGGGUAAUCCUCUUGAAGUUGCAGAGUAUGUUGAUGACAUCUAUGAGUAUUAUUGGAUAAUGGAGGCACAGAGUACACUACCAGAAAAUUAUAUGAUGAUUCAAACAGAUGUUACUCCACAAAUGCGGGGCUUAUUAAUUAAUUGGCUUAUAGAGGUACACUUCAAAUUUGAUCUGAUGCCAGAAACACUUUACCUCACAGUAGCUCUGCUGGACAGAUAUCUCUCAGUAGUUACAAUAAAGAAAAAUGAAUUUCAGUUGAUUGGUCUUGCAUCCCUUUUACUUGCAUCAAAGUACGAGGAUUUUUGGCAUCCAAAGGUCAAAGACUUGAUUAGCAUCUCAGCAGAAUCAUAUACCCGAAAGCAAAUGCUUGAAAUGGAAAAGAGCAUUCUCAAGAAGCUAAAAUUUCGGCUGAAUUUGCCAACAGCUUAUGUCUUCAUGCUAAGGUUUCUCAAGGCUUCUCAGUCAGACAAAAGGCAUGAACGUCUCUCAUUUUACCUGAUCGAGUUAUGCUUGGUUGAAUAUGAAACCUUGAGGUUCAGACCGUCAUUGUUAUGUGCUGCAGCUGUAUAUGUUGCCCGUUGUACCCUAUAUGAGAUUCCAGGAUGGACUUCAUUGCUUGGAAAGCAUACUCAUCAUGAGGAACAUCAAAUCAGGGAUUGUGCGGAGAUGAUUCUCCGAAUCCACAAAGCUGCAAGUGCAGGUCUUUUGAAGGUGACUUAUGACAAGUAUAUACAGCCAGAGUUUGGUGGUGUUGCAGCUAUCAAACCUUUGGACACUCUUCCUCUUUGAAGCCUUCUAUACCUGCUGUGGAUUUUAGUGGGCAGUGUAGCUUGUUGUUGAUCUCCUCCCCCCCCCCCCCCCUUUUUUUUUUGUUGGGGUUUGUGCUGUAUCUAAGUUUCUGAUUCGGAGAUUCCUUGUCUGAAUUUGUGUAUAAUAUUGUGCACACAUGUACAUACACAACACAUUAAACAUUGAGGCAUUGUGAAGUAGGCUAUCUGACUGUACAACUUAAACUCUAAUUAGUGAAGUAAGGAUGCAACCUAUCAACUCAUCUAUAUGACCAGUUUUAGAUUGCUGCAGAAUCUAAUUAAA
This is a messenger RNA of Chenopodium quinoa (quinoa), 5601 nucleotides long. Its product is annotated as putative cyclin-B3-1. Gene Ontology annotation, cellular component: nucleus; centrosome; cytoplasm. The coding region runs from base 3313 to 5298 and encodes 661 amino acids. Gene Ontology annotation, molecular function: cyclin-dependent protein serine/threonine kinase regulator activity. Lineage: Eukaryota; Viridiplantae; Streptophyta; Magnoliopsida; Caryophyllales; Amaranthaceae. The record is from RefSeq and is a predicted model, not a curated record. Gene Ontology annotation, biological process: regulation of cyclin-dependent protein serine/threonine kinase activity; mitotic cell cycle phase transition. The transcript is spliced from 23 exons.